AUGAACAAAAAUAUUUUAGAGCCAUGGCAUGAACCAAAUUCACAAACGCUUCCUUCCUCUUCUUCCAUAACCAACUGUUUUGAUCAUACCCAAAUCAAUUCUCCAACACUCUUUCCCUCUUUGAUCUCUCUUUUUCUCCUACCAAACUUGCUGAUCAAUGGCGAAAAGAGAGACGAAAGAGAAGUGGGUAUGAUCAUGGAUGGAGUCAUAGAAUCCAUGCCUCAAUAUGCCAAGGAACUGGUUGCCGGUGGCCUCGCCGGUGGAAUUGCCAAGACCGUCGUCGCUCCACUUGAGCGUGUCAAGAUUUUAUUCCAGACCAGAAGAGCAGAGUAUCAAAGCAUAGGACUACUUGGAUCUAUCAAGAAGAUUUCUAAGACUGAAGGUUUUCUGGGUUUCUACAGAGGCAACGGUGCUAGUGUCGCUCGGAUUGUUCCUUAUGCAGCGCUGCAUUACAUGGCUUAUGAACAAUAUCGAAGAUGGAUUAUCCUUUCUUUUCCAAAUUUUAAUAGAGGCCCCGUACUUGAUCUUUUGGCAGGAUCAUUUGCUGGAGGAACUGCCGUGAUUUUUACCUAUCCUCUGGACUUGGUUCGGACUAAGUUAGCAUUCCAGGUGAAGACUAAAAACAUAAGCGUCCCUUCCCAAAACAAAAACCAUGUAUAUAGAGGGAUUUCUGAUUGUUUCUCAAAAACUUUUAAGGAGGCUGGACUUAGAGGUCUCUACCGUGGUGUUGCCCCAUCACUUUACGGGAUUUUUCCAUAUGCUGGUUUGAAGUUCUACUUCUAUGAAGAGAUGAAGCGGCAUGUGCCGGAGGAACAAAAGAAAAAUAUUAUGGUCAAGCUGGUAUGUGGAUCGGUUGCGGGUCUGUUAGGCCAGACCUUUACAUAUCCUCUUGAUGUGGUUAGGAGACAAAUGCAGGUUCAACGUCUACUAGCAUCCAACAAUACAGAGAUGAUGGGAACAUUUGAAACCCUUUCUUUGAUAGCUAGAAAACAAGGUUUUAAACAGCUGUUUUCAGGUCUAAGCAUCAACUACUUGAAGGUUGUUCCAUCAGUAGCAAUUGGGUUUACUGUAUAUGAUGUAAUGAAAACAUACUUAAGAGUUCCAUCCCGAGAUGAAGCUGUGGUAGAAGUGGUAACAAAUAAAAGAAACAUCCAAUCGUCCUCUCUUAAUACAUAACAAGUAUUCUUUUCCCAUUCAAAACAUGCCAUAUUCUAGUAUCAGAAUUCAUUAUGUUAGCCUUGUUAUUAUUUGUAUAUGCAUUCUUUCAGCCUGUUUAGACAUUAGAGCUCAUGCUAGUUACAAGGCAAAAACAUUUGUUAUUCUUAGGUCUCCAAAAAGUCCAAGGUAACUGUCAAACAAGUAGAAUUAGCACAAGGAAGGGUGUACAUUUAGCUGGGAUGUCUUGUGUAAACAAUUGAUGGUUUGAAGGUAACUAAUAAAAUAUGAGUUGAUUCUUCAUAUA
Cucumis sativus (cucumber) is the source of this 1462-nucleotide messenger RNA. RefSeq names its product mitochondrial carrier protein CoAc2-like. Gene Ontology annotation, cellular component: mitochondrial inner membrane. Bases 1 to 1176 code for a protein of 391 amino acids. Gene Ontology annotation, biological process: transmembrane transport. The record is from RefSeq and is a predicted model, not a curated record. The transcript has 8 exons. Lineage: Eukaryota; Viridiplantae; Streptophyta; Magnoliopsida; Cucurbitales; Cucurbitaceae.